UGCAAAUAAUUCUAUGGCUAUUUAGAAAACAUAAUGCAGAAGAGAAGUAGGUACCAGGAGACAGUAACCUUUGAGUGACGAGUAACAAGAGUAUCCUUAGGUUUCUUCAGGGAAGAAUUGCAACUUGUCCAAAAAGAUGACAUUAAUUUUCUCUUUUGAUUUGAAUUUUUUUUUACCCGUUUUCUUCUGAUUUCCAUGUCAUAUCUGUGGUUAAUAUGGUGUUACGAGAUCAUAAUGUGUUAACUCCAUGAAAUUUUUUUUGGGUAGAUUGCUAGAAGGAUCUGGCCACAACUGUGUGGUCCUGUGGUGAGCUUAGAAGCACGAAACAGGAGGGACUGUAAUUCUGAUUUUGAAGAGCAAUACUGGAUUCCACUAAGAAAAAGCAUCUGGUAGAAUUACACAAGUGGCAGGAAGCAGAGGAUGGAGUAGAUGUUACUACUUACUACACUUUCAUGAGGCCCGCCAACUUUAGCUUCAGAAGAUAGAUAUUUCCUUGGGUGCCAACAUGUUCUAUUUAAUUACUUAACUGUUGCCCUUGUCCUGUUAUAUUCCUUCCCUGCCUUUCAAGUUUCCUUUGUAUUCUGCCCUCAUUUUUGGAUAUUCUAAUUCCAUUUCCUCGUCUUGUAUAGGGGAGCUUUUGAUCCUCCUUAGGUAAAUAUAUAAGCUCCCCAGAAAAGAUCUGCACUUCAGAAGGCUAGUCAUUAUUGAUAUGCUUCUGUAGAUUGGCAAUUCUGUAAAAGCUGAAAGAUGGCCUUUUACUCUGAGGAUGACAAAGCAGAUGAUUACCUUUUUAAGAUUGUUUUAAUUGGUGACUCGGCUGUUGGGAAAUCAAAUUUGCUUGCAAGAUUUGCUAGAAAUGAAUUUUACCCUAGUUCAAAGUCAACAAUAGGGGUAGAGUUCCAAACCCAAAAGAUGGAUAUUAAUGGAAAGGAAAUUAAAGCACAGAUCUGGGACACAGCAGGUCAGGAGAGAUUUCGGGCUGUAACUUCUGCAUACUACAGAGGUGCAGUUGGAGCUCUACUGGUUUAUGACAUCAGCAGGCGCCAAACAUUUGACAGCAUUGGCAAAUGGCUUAACGAACUUCAUACUCAUUCUGACAUGAAUGUAGUAACAAUUCUUGUCGGGAAUAAAUCUGAUCUCAAGGAUGCCAGAGAGGUAUCGACAGCAGAAGGCAAGGCCUUGGCAGAGGCGCAGGGUUUGUUCUUCAUGGAAACUUCAGCGCUCGAUUCCUCCAAUGUUGCUGCUGCCUUUCAGACAGUUGUUAAAGAGAUCUACAAUAUAUUAAGCCGGAAAGUUAUGAUGUCGCAAGAACUCAAUAAACCAGGUGCUCCCGAGCUGGGAAAUGGGAAGACCGUGGUUUUAAAGGGAGAUGGGGAUCAAGAAGGCAAUGCAGGGACUAAAAAAGGAUGGUGUUGUUCAUCUUAGCAAUCAAACGAUGCCCAAUUACUUCUUUUUGCUUGUUUCUUUCUCCAUAGCCUGAAUUUGCCACUCAUGUUCCAUCCCAACUUCUUCUCCAUCUGUUCAGUUCCCUCGUUUUGGUCUAUCUAGCAGAAUGCUUUUUACUUGCUCCUCUAAGCUAAUGAUGGUUCAAGAAGUUAAACUGAAGUAGCGAAUGUAAAUGGCAAAAGAAUUACUACAUCAUACAUGACAGCUCUUGUCUUCAAUUUUUUAUUCGUGACCUAAACCUUGGUUUCAUGACA
Messenger RNA from Populus trichocarpa (black cottonwood), 1700 nucleotides. RefSeq names its product ras-related protein RABA5a. NCBI's taxonomy places the organism in Eukaryota, Viridiplantae, Streptophyta, Magnoliopsida, Malpighiales, Salicaceae. The record is from RefSeq and is a predicted model, not a curated record. Gene Ontology annotation, cellular component: endosome. Gene Ontology annotation, molecular function: GTPase activity; GTP binding. The transcript is spliced from 3 exons. Bases 748 to 1425 code for a protein of 225 amino acids.